Hibiscus syriacus is the source of this 1341-nucleotide messenger RNA. RefSeq lists its product as uncharacterized. The transcript has a single exon. Lineage: Eukaryota; Viridiplantae; Streptophyta; Magnoliopsida; Malvales; Malvaceae. Bases 1 to 1341 code for a protein of 446 amino acids. The record is from RefSeq and is a predicted model, not a curated record.
AUGGAUUCUUCUGUCUUUGGAUAUUAUUGCCAGCCAAAUGAUCAGCCGUUGAGAGGGUAUGUUAUUGCGGCUCGUGAGAGGGAACCUUCGAGUCCAGAAGUUUAUUGUGACUAUGAUUCCGAUACAGACUUUACUGCGUUAAGAAAGCCUGUUAAUUACUCCUUGGUUUGGAGUACGGAUUAUGGUAAUGGUUGUGGUUUCUUCUGGCUGCCGAACCCGCCUUUGGGAUACAAAGCGAUGGGAAUUGUGGUUACCGACACCCCAGAUGAGCCUAAUGUGGAAGAAGUUAGAUGUGUCCGAGAAGAUCUUACGGAGACUUGUGAGAUUAUGGACACCUUGCUUGCCGCCGAUGCCAACACAUUUCAGGUUUGGACCACGAGACCUUGCAAAAGGGGUAUGUUCUGCAAAGGUGUUUCCGUCGGCACAUUCUUCUGCUGCACCUACUUCGUUUCCGAAGAUCAAGAGUUGGAGAUUGCAUGCUUGAAGAAUCUUGAUCCUUCAUUACAUGCGAUGCCGAAUCUGGACCAAAUCCACGCUCUCAUCAAGCACUACGGUGCAACGGUUUUCUUUCAUCCCGAUGAAGAUUGUAUGCCGUCAUCGGUGCAGUGGUUUUUUAAAAAUGGGGCACUUUUGUUCAAAGAUGGAAAGCCUAAAGGUGAACCUAUUGAUUAUUUGGGCUUUAACUUGCCUAGUGGAGGGACAAAUGAUGGUGCAUUUUGGAUAGAUUUACCUAGGGAUGAUAAUGCAAGACAAAAUGUUAGAAAUGGAAACUUGGAAAGUGCAGAGCUCUACGUUCAUGUAAAACCAGCAUUGGGAGGAACAUUUACCGAUAUCGUCAUGUGGAUAUUUUGCCCCUUCAAUGGACCGGCCAACCUUAAGAUCGGGUUAAUGAGUAUACAGAUGAACAAAAUCGGGGAACAUGUAGGUGACUGGGAGCACUUCACUCUUCGGAUCAGUAACUUCACUGGAGAACUAUGGAAAGUAUACUUUUCACAGCAUAGUGGUGGUGAGUGGGUUGAUGCUUUCAACUUGGAAUAUAAUGAUGCUGCUCGAAGCAAAUAUUUUGUUGAUUCGAGCACUAGGUACCAGAUUGUUGCGGCUGAGUACCUUGGCGAUGGGGUAGUUACAGAACCAUGUUGGUUGCAGUACAUGAGAGAAUGGGGUCCAACCAUAGUAUACGAUUCAAGAUCUGAACUGGAUAAGAUCAUUAGCCUCCUUCCAUUUUUGGUUCGGUUUUCCGUGGAGAACAUCUUUGACCUUUUUCCAACAGAACUGUACGGCGAGGAAGGGCCAACCGGACCGAAGCAGAAAGAUAAUUGGCUAGGAGAUGAAAGAAGUUAG